AUGGCUUCCAAAGAGGCUGCGCGCCUUCUACUGAAGCGCGAAAUUCAAUCUUCAUGCCGGACUUGGCCAUCAUCACGGACUUCGAUUUCUGCCGUCAAUUCCGCACACCGUUUGUCCCCGCUUACACCAAACAACAGACGACAAUAUUGCAAUGUCGCCAACCAAUUUAACGCCCGCUUACAGCCUGAACAGAGCCGAGCCUUUUCACGGUCGGUUAGGAGGCGUAAUGCGGAGGAAGAUCUCGACCCUACCCAGGUCGAAAGAGAGUCAGAUGAGGUCGACGUCUGUAUUGUCGGAGGAGGUCCCGCAGGUCUCGCGUCAGCUAUUCGGUUAAAGCAACUCGCCAAUGAAGCGGGAAACGAAGAAUUCCGGGUCGUUCUUCUGGAAAAGGCAAGCGAAAUAGGAGCUCAUAUAGUAUCAGGAAACGUCUUACAACCCACCGCUUUGAAUGAAUUACUUCCAGACUGGCUUGAUGAAAAUAACCCGUCACGAUUCGAAAAUGUCACACCCGCUAAGAAUGAUAAGAUGCGCUUUUUGACCAAGACAAUGUCCAUCCCGAUUCCCGCACCGCCUCAAAUGAACAACCAUGGAAACUACAUCGUUAGUCUGAGUGAAUUGACAAAAUGGCUAGGAGAACGGGCAGAAGAACUAGGUGUUGAAGUCUACCCCGGCUUCGCUGCGAGCGAAGUGCUGUACAAGCCCGACGGUUCUGUGCGCGGCGUUGCCACUAAUGAUUUGGGUAUUGGCCGAGACGGAAAGCCUGGAGAAAACUUUGAGAGAGGAAUGGAGUUCAAUGCGCGAGUAACAUUGUUGGCUGAAGGCUGCCACGGUAGCUUGACAAAGCAGGUUAUCAAGAAAUACAAUCUUCGCCGGGAUAGCGAACCACAAACGUACGGUCUGGGCAUCAAAGAAGUUUGGGAGAUUCAACCGGAAAAGUUCAAACCCGGUGAGAUUGUUCACUCGAUGGGUUACCCGUUGCCGUCAGACACCUACGGAGGAGCAUGGAUGUAUCACUUUGGCGACAAUCUUGUCAGUAUUGGACUGGUUGUCGGACUCGAUUACCCUAAUCCUUGGCUUUCGCCAUACCAAGAGUUCCAGAAAUUGAAGCAUCACCCUCUGUUUAAGGACGUUUUGGAAGGUGGUAAAUGCAUCUCGUAUGGUGCACGAGCCUUGAAUGAGGGUGGUUUCCAAUCCAUUCCGAAAGUUGCUUUCCCUGGAGGUGCCUUGAUUGGAGAUACUGCUGGUUUCUUGAAUGUUCCAAAAAUUAAGGGAACUCACACCGCCAUCAAAUCCGGUAUGCUCGCAGCAGAAGCUGCAUACUCUGCUCUCCAAGGAAGCAAUGAUGGUAGUGUUUUCUUGUACGACUACGAGAAGACUUUGCGUGAAUCUUGGAUCUGGAAAGAGCUCAAGGAGGUUCGGAAUAUGCGACCUGCAUUCAGCACUGCUGGCUUGGUUGGUGGAAUCCUAUACUCGGGUCUUGAAGCCUUUAUUCUCCGCGGCAAGGCUCCCUGGACAUUGAAACAUCAUGGCACGGAUUCUGGAGCAACGAAGUUGGCCUCGCAAUGCAACAAAAUCGAAUAUUCCAAGCCCGACGGUGUGAUCAGUUUUGAUAUUAUGACUAGUGUCAGCCGUACUGGUACUAAUCAUGAGGAGGACCAACCUGUUCAUCUUCAAGUCAAGGAUUGGGAUGCGCAUACCGCAGCUUCAUGGCCCAAGUACCGCGGAGUUGAAACUCGAUUCUGCCCUGCCGGUGUUUAUGAAUACCUCGAAGAUCCUUCCAAAGAGCUGGGUGUUCGCUUCCAAAUCAAUGCGCAAAACUGUAUCCAUUGCAAGACUUGCGAUAUCAAAGUUCCGACCCAAGACAUCAACUGGCAGACUCCCCAAGGAGGCGAGGGACCCAAAUACUUCAUGACGUGA
Molecule: messenger RNA, 1917 nt
Organism: Talaromyces marneffei
Lineage: Eukaryota; Fungi; Ascomycota; Eurotiomycetes; Eurotiales; Trichocomaceae
Exons: 3
Coding region: 1-1917 (638 amino acids)
Biological process (GO): electron transport chain
Cellular component (GO): mitochondrial inner membrane
Molecular function (GO): iron-sulfur cluster binding; electron-transferring-flavoprotein dehydrogenase activity
Source: RefSeq, a predicted model, not a curated record